Molecule: messenger RNA, 2013 nt
Organism: Symbiodinium sp. CCMP2592
Lineage: Eukaryota; Dinophyceae; Suessiales; Symbiodiniaceae
Source: the annotation of a GenBank genome assembly
AUGAAGGCCAAGGUGAAAGUGUUGGUGACGAGAAAGGACAGGCACAGGGAAAGGGCAUUAUACUGGCAGGCAGCCCGACGCCAUCUGCAAAGCGCCAAGCGGCUCGGCGUGGCCUUCGAUGCCAGUCGCGUCGGGGGGCGAAAGCGGACCACUUACAUCUUGCAGCACCUGACCUCUGGGCAAGCGGUGCACCAAGACAGUGGUUACCGCUUGGCGGGUACAACCGCAGCCCCUGACGACGCAGUCGCCUUGGAUCGGGUCGCCUUGGCCUUCCUGCGUGGCGAGCAAAGCAGAGAAGCCAGUGACAGAACGAACGACAGCGACGUCGCCUUCAAGAAAUACAAAGGUCCACCUGAACGUGCUGCUGCCUACGACUCUUUGCUCGCCUUCGACCAUUGUCUUCGAAUCAUGCAUGAUGAUUCCGGCUUGCAGGCUUUCCUGCCAAAAGAAGGCGAAGGUCAGGAGGCAGAGGACUUGCGGCACAAACCCAUUCUUUCUAUCACAUCGGACCACGGCUCCGAGCAAGAGUCAGCCCGAUGGUUUCUUCUUUACGAACUCGGGUGUCGCGGGCUGUUUCUGUACGACGUGCGGCAUCAACUGCACAGGGAGUUUGAAAAUGCCACGAACCUUGCAGGCAUGCGAAGCAAGAUGAAAAUGGCACAAGCCAUACUUUCUUAUUGCAGGGGGCCCUACAAAGGCGCCAAGUGGUUUCGCGUCCUCCAAGAAGAGGCCUUCGACUUCGCGAAGACCCUGGCCUUGGCUCAGGACGGCGCUGGGGAGGUCCUGCUGAAAGCCAUCGCACCCCGGGUGGCCCGGGAGAAGGGCUUGAGUGCGGAAGAGUGCAGUCCGAAGGCUCUUCUCAAGAUGCUUGAGGAAGCUCGCUUCCUCCGGUCGUACACCGGCAGCGGCAACUUCUCACGCUGGGACGAGUUUCACUCCGCAUGGCGGAGCCGCCGAGACGAGAGCGGGCUGCUGCUGCUCAUGCAGUCUUACUGCCUGCGAGCUGGCAUUUUGAAAGGGUCGUCUUCGGGUGUCGACUUCGCCUUCGGUGUCGCGGAAGCGGCGGCCGCCGCCUCUGCAACGGCCAAGGCGGAGAAGGAAGGCUCCAAGACCAUGAAGGAAGCCAAGGCCGCGACCACUGCCUUGUACAACAGGUGCAAGAACAAGUUCCACGUGGUCUGUCUGCUUCUCAUGGACUUGGACCUCAUGACCGCCUUGAACAGCUGGCAUGCAAUCACUUUUCCUCUGUCCAGACAGUUGAACACUUUGCGUAAAGAAGUCAGGGGAAGGCAAGGCGCUUUGGCCAUGUGGCGUUCGUUCGCCUUGGGAGACUGGAUUUCCGUUGUCUCUGAAAUGCACGACGCCAUUUUCGAUGCCGAUCUUCAUCGUCGCCUUGGCCUUCUAACGCAUGAAGAUUGCGCCGGCUCCAUGUUCUACAACAAGUUGAGCGAGGAGCACCCCCUUGUCAGUCAACAGGACAUGCUUUUCGGCCAGCUCUGCGACAUGUUCUUCUGCGCAAGCUACCAGAAGUGCCUGACCAGCAUGGCCUUCUUCGACUUCCCGCACAAGCUCGUCUUGCUGACCGGCAACGACACGUCGGCCAUCCAAACAGUGUGCGUGGAACUCGAAGAUCAGGCAAAGGCUUUUGAGACUGCUCAAGGCAUUCGAACGAAGUGGUGCAAAUCUGCCUGCCAGACCUCCCCCAUGCAGCACCGGCUUGUGAAAGAUGUGCUCCAGGACAUUCGCCAGAACAAUGGCAGCGCCACACCGAUGCUGCGGACGGUCAUGACGGAUCUCUGGUCAAACUUAGCCUUUACCUUCAACGAAGAAGGAUUCCGUGCGAUGCGACAGCAUGAACAAGGCCAGAACUUGAGUCACGCAAUGCCGUCCAUAGAUGGCUGGGCGAAGCUAACAGGCGACAACAUCCUGGGGUCCUUCGGCUACCAAGAGAUCGAGCCGGAUGAUGCCGAGGUAGGGGAUUUGGAGAAUCAAUGUUCGCCCCUGAAGCAUUGA